Molecule: messenger RNA, 300 nt
Organism: Fusarium venenatum
Lineage: Eukaryota; Fungi; Ascomycota; Sordariomycetes; Hypocreales; Nectriaceae
Source: RefSeq, a predicted model, not a curated record
AUGGGUGUGAAUGAGCCCGGCGUCGUGGUUCCCAGGGCACUAGUCGCAAGCCAAGCUCAAGGAUGGAUCACUUUAUUCUCCGCGACACGGUUGUGUAACGACACUUUUGCUGUGCUGCGUCUGCGCGACACCCGCGAUGCCAUCAUGGCAGUGGCAGCAAAGCUUUGGUCUUUGGAUGCCGGCGCCGUUGAUCGGGCUAAAGAUUCCGUAUCCGCCUCGAUCGUGUUGGCUUCAGGGGAUGGCAGCUCUCUAGACUCUAGCUCAGCCCUAGAAGAUGGUUACCUACCUCUCAUGUCUUGA